AUGCAAAUGUUCAUCCACCGCCAUGGAGCACUAGUCUGCUUCUGCUUCUGCUUCUUGUCUGUGUUUUUUGUGGUAAGAGGCUCCAACUACGAAGACCACAGGACAGUCCAGGUUGUUGGCCUAGGAGAAUGCGCAGACUGCACCCACAACAAUAUUAAGACAAGUCACGCUUUCUCAGGGCUACGUGUAGCGGUAAAUUGCAUGUCACCUCAUGGACGCUUCAGGACGAGAGGGGUGGGCGCGCUUGAUGAAUAUGGAAACUUCAAAGUAUCCCUUCCACAAGACAUGGUAGAAGAUGGUGAGCUAAAAGAAGAUUGCUACGCUCAGCUGCAUAGUGCAUCAGCUGAACCUUGCCCUUCCCACGGAAACUCCAAAAUUGUGACUAAGUCAGUAUCUGAACACACACACACCCUAGGUCCUGCUGCUGGGAAACUCACGUUCUCAUCAGCUAUGUGCACUUCAGCCUUUUUCUGGCAUUUUUUCAAACACCCUCAAUUCCCCUUCCCCCCUAAAGAUGACCACCCAAAAGACCCUCUUCCUCCUGUCCCAGUGUAUAAGAAACCUCCAACACCAUCAUAUAAAAAACCUCCUACCAGUACUCCAUCUCCCGUUGUCAAGCCAAACCCACCAAAGGAAAAGACACCUUCUCCCACUCCCAUUUACAAGCCUCUUCCUCCUCCUACUCCCAUUUCUGAGCCCUCUCCUACUAUGCCACCAUUUUUCAAAUUCUUUCCUCCUCUCCCAUUCAAGAAGAACCCAUGCCCACCUCUAAUUCCCAAGAUGGAACCUCCAAAGUACUUUCAACACCCGUGGUUUGGAAACUGGCCUCCCUCUCAUUCAUAG
This is a messenger RNA of Sphenostylis stenocarpa, 843 nucleotides long. The record is from the annotation of a GenBank genome assembly. Lineage: Eukaryota; Viridiplantae; Streptophyta; Magnoliopsida; Fabales; Fabaceae.